CCCUAUGUCCUUCUCCGGGUCACGUUUCCUCCGAGGACAAGAAAGUGAGAACCUCUUCCGGGUGCGGAACCUGGUGGCUCCUAUUGUGAGGACCACAUUUGGAGCCGGACUUAGGGGCACUUCCGUUCACACCUCCGCUUUUUGGCCGGCCCGCGCGGGCAGAGUAUGGGCUCCGCUGGCCUGGCGCGACUGCAGGGGCUCUUUGCGGUGUAUAAGCCCCCGGGGCUAAAAUGGCUGCAUCUGCGGGAUACGGUAGAGAUGCAGCUUCUGAAAGGUCUCAAUGCCCGGAAGCCUCCUGCCCCAAAACAGCGUAUUCGCUUUUUGCUGUGCCCCGUGGAAGGCAGUGAAAAGAAGGAAUUGACCCUCACAGCCACCAGCGUGCCCACCCUCACCGACCACCCUCUGGUUUGUGGACCAGCAUUCAGCAGCCUGAAGAUUGGUGUGGGACACCGGCUGGAUGUCCAGUCUUCAGGGGUGUUUGUGCUCGGCGUGGGACAAGGAUGCAAACUCCUCACCGACCUGUACGACGCUCAUCUCACCAAGGAUUACACAGUUCGAGGCCUGCUGGGCAAAGCCACGGACAACUUCCAGGAGGACGGGCGGCUGGUGGAGAAGACGACAUAUGACCACGUGACCAGAGAGAAGCUGGAGCGGAUCCUGUCCGUCAUCCAAGGCUCCCACCAGAAGGCCCUGGUGAUGUACUCCAGCCUGGACCUGCAGUCCCAGGAGGCCUAUGAGAUGGCUGUGAGAGGCAUGAUCCGGCCCAUGGACAAGUCUCCGAUGCUCAUCUCCGGCAUCCGCUGUCUCCACUUCUCGCCUCCGGAGUUCCUCUUAGAGGUGCAGUGCAUGCAUGAGACACAGCAGCAGCUCCGGAAGCUGGUGCACGAAAUUGGCCUGGAGCUCAAGACCAGUGCCAUCUGCUCGCAAGUCCGGCGCACGCGAGAUGGCCUCUUCACGCUGGACGAUGCCCUCCUAAGGACCCAGUGGGACCUGCACAGCAUCCAGGCCGCUAUCCAGGCUGUAGCCCCCCGGGUGGCAGCAGAGCUGGAGAAAAACAUGAGGCCACAGUUGGGCACCCAGCCGCUCCCCAGUCCUGGCUGGCCUUCAGGCUCCAAGGACUUGGGCUCUGCCUUGGGGCUGGAGAGCUGUGUGGGGCACUGAAAGGCCAAUUACAGUAAAGGCUCAGUGUUUAGGAGCUGGAACUGAUAAGUGUGCAGAAAAUAAGUACAGGAAGCUUAGCAAAUCCCCAGUCUGGGAGGCUGAAGCAGGAGGAUUGUGAAUUUGAGCCCAGCCUGGGCAACUUAGCAAGACCUUAUCUUACAAUAAAAAAUAUUAAAAGAGGGCCAGGGAUUUAGCUCAGUGGUUCUGCUGUCUACCUGGCAAGUGCAAGGACCCGAGUUCAAUCCCCAGUACCAUAAAAAAAAAAAUAAAAUAAAAUAAAAGAGGCGAUGGGGAUGUAGGUCAGUGUAGGGGCCCAAAAUUCAACCCCUAUUACUGGGGUGGGGGGAGAAAAAGGCUUGUCUACAUUAGACGUAAAACUGAAGCUGUAAUAGAAUCAACGGGCUUGACCCAGCUGAACAGGAAAAACUGCUGUAUGGAGGAGAAGAUGAUAAACAGACUCGUAAAAAUAUUUAGUUUUGGGCCGGGGAUUUAGCUCAGUGGUUCCAGUGCCUGCCUUGCAAGCGCAAGGUCCUGAGUUCGAUCCCCGGUACCAAAAAUUAAAAAUUAAAAUUAAAAAUUAAAAAAAAAAAAAGGACUAAAAUAUUUAGUGUUGGGCUGGGGAUUUAGCUCAGUGGCGUCGUGCCUGCCUCCCAAGUGCAAGAUCCUGAGUUUGAUCCCCAGCACCAAAAAAAAAAAAUUUAGUGUCUUGCUGGUGGCUAUGGUGAACCACACCUCACCUUAGUCCCAGCUGCUUAGGAAGCUGAGGGAGGAAAAGCGUAACUUCAAGCCCACCCUGGACAAUUUAGUGAGAGCCUGUUUCAAAAUAAAAAGGGCUGAGGUGGGCCGGGGAUUUAGCUCAGUGGUUUCGCUGCCUGCUGCGCAAGUGCAAGGAUCCGAGUUCGAUCCCCGGUACUAAAAAAAGAAAACAAAACAAAAAAAGGGCUGAGGUGUAGUUCAGUAUAGAGCACCCCAGUACCUCCCACAAAACUGCAGUAUUGUUAGGAGUAAAUAUCCUUGAUAAAUAAAUAAAGGGUUCUUAGCAAUAAGAAAAAGAUGAUAAGGGCUGGGGAUUUAGCUCAGUGGUUCCACCACCUGCCUUGAAAGCUCAGGGUCCCGAGUUUGAUCCCCGGUACCAAAAAAAAAAGAGGGGCUGGGGAUUUAGCUCAGUGGUUUUGCUGCCUGCUGCACAAGGACCCAAGUUCAAUCCCGGGUACCAGCCCCCCCCGCCCCCCCGCAAAAAAAAAAAAAAGAAAAAAGAAAAAGAUAAGAUUGGGUGAAUGAUUUGAACUCAAUAUAGCAAAAGAAAUUCAAAUGGUACAGGUUGAUGCAUGCCUGUGAUCCCAGCAUUCAGAGGCUGAGGCAGGAGGAUCAUUGUGAGUUGGAGACCAACGUGGACUACAUAGUGAGUUCAAGGCCAGUCUAGACUAUAGGGAGAGUCUGUCUCCUCCCUGUUAAUGGAAGAGAACCAGAGGAAAAUGAGAAGUUUGCCUUGCCUUUCAGAGUGGGAAAAUUCAUGAGAAUGUCCAGUGUUGGUGACCAGAUGAGAAAGUGGACCCCCUGGGGUGCUGGGAGGGACAUCAGACUGUGGUGUUGCAGGUCCUUUGGUAGUGGGCCAGCAUUUAACACCCCCGCAGUUCCUCUCUCGGCUGGAUAUAGACAGUUCGUGGCUGUGUUGGGACAGUGAGGAGUCAGGAAAUGUAAUUAACUGUUCCUCAGGAAGGGACUGGUUCAAUAAAUAUGGAAUAUAAAGCACAAAA
Messenger RNA from Heterocephalus glaber (naked mole-rat), 2918 nucleotides. RefSeq names its product TruB pseudouridine synthase family member 2 (gene Trub2). The record is from RefSeq and is a predicted model, not a curated record. NCBI's taxonomy places the organism in Eukaryota, Metazoa, Chordata, Mammalia, Rodentia, Bathyergidae. Gene Ontology annotation, biological process: RNA processing; pseudouridine synthesis. Gene Ontology annotation, molecular function: pseudouridine synthase activity; RNA binding.